This is a messenger RNA of Rotaria sp. Silwood1, 255 nucleotides long. The record is from the annotation of a GenBank genome assembly. Lineage: Eukaryota; Metazoa; Rotifera; Eurotatoria; Philodinida; Philodinidae.
AUGGCUCAUUGGUUUUGUUCCUAUUUAAUUUUCCUAAUACUGCUUUUUAAUAAUAUUAAUAUGAUAAUAUUAAUUGAUCAAAAUGAUGUUUUAAAACGACAUAUUGGUUCAAAGUAUGAACAUGAUUAUGAAACACAACAAAGCACAGCAAAUCAUCCAACUUAUAUUAAAAAUCAAAAAUUUCCGUCAGCUGAUUUUUUACGUUCUCGUUGGAUUGAGUUGUAUAAUAAAAUGCAUAAAAAUAAUGGUACAUAA